Molecule: messenger RNA, 312 nt
Organism: Colletotrichum orchidophilum
Lineage: Eukaryota; Fungi; Ascomycota; Sordariomycetes; Glomerellales; Glomerellaceae
Exons: 3
Coding region: 1-312 (103 amino acids)
Source: RefSeq, a predicted model, not a curated record
AUGGCGACCAGUCAAUUAGAAAGCAUCUUGAGACGCGAUGAUAGGUUUCUAAAGGAGAUUUGGACUUGGUUUGGUGUUGGGGCUCUCGUCAUACUACUGCGGUUCUUUGUGAGGAUUCGCAUGGUUGGUCCCAGAAGCCUCAGGGGAGAUGACUAUGCAAUGCUUGUCACCCUGUUCCUCUACACCGUCUGUUUUGUGAUGGUUGACUUGAUCGAUAUGGCACGAAUGUGGACCUCACAGCUGCUCAGAUUAGCACUCUAUCCGACGAAGAAGUGGCACGACUUGUACUGGGCUCCAAGUUCCAGCAAGUAG